Plectropomus leopardus (leopard coralgrouper) is the source of this 8791-nucleotide messenger RNA. The record is from RefSeq and is a predicted model, not a curated record. Lineage: Eukaryota; Metazoa; Chordata; Actinopteri; Perciformes; Serranidae.
GUGGCUUUACAACUCAGCAAACAACCAAAGGACUAAAACAUCAACUGGAUACUUUUUAUGCCUGUUUUUCUUGUAAAACUCUGACUUUCCAGCCUGCCCUGAAGACUUAAGGACUUUGUUUGGAGUCUGUUUUGUACUGUUUAUUCUCACCCCUUCUGGAGGAAUUUCCAGAUGUAUUCAUGACGUGAACCUUCAGACAGCCAUCCAGUCAUGGCGCUGUGGUGGUGUGCCAACAUCUGCAGGUUGGCCACAACAUGGUUUCCCCUGCUCAUCUCAUCACUGCUAUGGCAAAUGAUCCCCCCCAUACAUGCCAUCCCAUCCUGCCCACGGAGCUGUAGCUGUCCGGGUGUUAAAGAGGUCCACUGUACGUUCAGACACCUCACCGCCAUACCAAAAACCUUCCCAAAAGACACAGAGAGGCUCAACCUCGGAUAUAACAGCCUGACUGAAGUGGAGGGGUCAGAAUUCAGGUCACUACGGCAACUGGAAAUGCUCAUGUUGCAUGGCAAUGACAUUAGCACAGUCCACCCUGGGGCGUUUUACAGCCUGAGAUCACUACAGAUCUUGAAGUUAAGUUACAACAAGAUAACAUCAGUGAACCCUGGUCUGUUUGAGGGCCUUGUUGGUUUGAUACGUCUCCAUCUGGACCACAACCACAUUGACUUCAUAGAGCCAUACUCCUUCUCUGGCCUGACCUCACUAAAACUCCUGCAGCUGGAAGGGAACCUUCUCAAAGAAAUCCACCCUCAUACCUUCAUAACGGUGUCACUCCUAGGAAGCUUUUGGACUUCUGGACUAAAACACUUACACCUAUCAGACAAUCUGUUGGAGCAGCUCCCUGCCGCAGCACUAAAGACAGCUCCCAGGCUGGAGCUCCUCUCUCUACAUGGUAAUCCUUGGACCUGUGACUGUCAACUCCACUGGCUGGUAGAAUGGAGCUCCACACAUGAAGGUGUAAUAAAGUGCAAGAAGGAACGUGGCUCCAGUGAGAUCUGCCCCGAGUGCGCCUCUCCUCAGCCCCUGAAUGGGACCCAGUUGCUAGGAUUGACUCCGGACAAGCUUCCCUGUGAGCGACCAGCUCUUCGCUCUACCCUUAAACAGUGGGACAAUCCAGUGUGGGCUGAAUCUGAAGCAGAGCCUGACCUCCCAUACACCCGUGACUUUGAGAAGCCUUUAGGGCAUCUAACCGUCGUUCUUUCCGACAGCCAUGGGAACAGUGCUCACGUGGCAUGUGACGUGCGACACCCUGGAGACGAUUCCCCCAUGACUUGGACAGUAAAUCCACAAUCACCUGGGGAGUUGUCUGUCAAUGUUUCCCUGGCGACUGUCCUGGAGUGUGAGAUUGAUCGGGAGAAGUUGCAAAAUCUAUGGCAACUGGUUGCAUAUUACUAUGAAAGUCCUGCUAUCUUGGAAAGAGGUCAACAGAGAGGAAAUGCAAGCAGAGUAACCUAUCAAUAUGUCCAAGCUGUAAAUGAAAAUUCCCCAUAUUUCACAGAAUUAAAAGGGUAUUUGGUGGCAGAACCCUCGUGGCUGCUUCAACCCAGAGUUACUUUAAGGCUAAACAGGCAGCAGACAACAACCAAGAAACUGGUAAUGGAUUUCACUACUGUAAUUACCAAGCAACUCAAUAGCCAUAGGGGGGCAGAAGAUGACGACCUCACUGUGUCCUGGGCUUUAAUCCACAGAGGGACAGCGGGGCGGAUUCGGACUGCUCUCGAGGGUUCAAAGGUUAACUUGGAGUGCAGUGUUGUCACGUCAAAUCCGGAGGUGAAAGUAGAGUGGAUGCUUCCAGAUUUGGCCAUUGUGGAAGAUGGAACUGACAAAAUUGAAAUUUCUGAGAAAGGAGAACUUGUGAUUUUAAAUGCUACACUGUCUGACUCGGGCCUUUACCACUGUAUGAUCAGGACCAAAGCUGGUGUGGACUUGAUGCCAAUUAGGCUCACCAUCAAAGAACUCUCACUCAGCCCCACUGCUUUCAAUGGUCAGAAACUCAUAGUUGAAAAGGGACACUCUUUUUCUCUCCCUUGUGAGGUGACAUCAGUCCAACCCAGUCAAACCAUGUGGUACCUACCCAAAAACCAAAUUCUCCUCCCCACGCAACGGACAAGACGGACAGAGGUGAUGGAAAAUGGGACUUUGGUGGUAAGGAGGUUAACACAAGAAGAUGCAGGGGAAUACACCUGCUUGGCCUCAAAUCUGUAUGGAGUUGAUAUGCUUUCACACAUGGUGGAAGUCACAGGAGAAAAGGCAUCUGAUAAGUCCAAAGUACAGACUACGAAAGAGCAGCAGAUCUUGCCAGUUGGCGUGGAGGAUGGAGAGGGUUCAGGGGGAGAUUACCAGGAAAUUAUACGACCUUUUGCUACUCAGUUCCCUAAGAAGGUAGGAACACAGCAAAGGAAUUCUAAUGAGUUUUCAAAAAGGAUAAGAAUAAAAGAGUCAAAGAGAAAGCCCAAUAAAUCUGUUAAAGAAUUAGAUCCGAAUCGUUGGGCAGAGAUAUUGGCUAAAGCUAAUGCUAAACCGAAUGUUGCCCUGCCCACAGAGCAGUCACUAUCAGAACCCAGCACUGUAGCCAUCCAAACAAGCACUCCAGAAUCUACUACUACAACUCCUACUACAAUUCCGACUACUACUAACAACUUACCACUAAUUAAUGCCCCACACGAUAUUAGUACAAGGCCUCCAUACUUCCCCAUUAACACAAAGGCUAAGACAGAGGCCUCCUCUCCAGAGAAGAAAGGGGAUAAUUCUAAAACACUGGAAAAUCUGCCAAAGGUUUUACACCCUCCAACUCCCAGAGGUACAGAACCAACCCAAAACCAUUUGGAUGGGAUCGCAGAACAAGCAGAGGCUAUCACAGACCCUCCUGCUGUUAAAACUCCACAGCCAGUUGAUCAGUUGGAAAAUAAGUCCUCUGAAGAGGGAAGACGAAACAACAAAUAUCUUCAUGGUCAGUCAAACAGGAGAAGGCCGCCUUAUAGACGUAGAAAACCCCCAGUGAGGAGAGUCAGACCGCAUGGACACCCCUUCUACAAUUCAUCAAACAAGCCCCAAACAACUGUUCCCCCAACAACAACCACCCCCACUACUACUACCACCACCACCACUACUACUACUACUACUACUACUACUACCACUACUACUACCACUACUACAACUACACCUGUUCCAACCACAGUGGAAAACCAUGAAACCUUAUCUGCAGAGUAUCAGACAGAGGAAGAUGAAGGUGAUUACUAUGAUGAAUAUAAUUACAAGGAUAGUGGUACCAUGGAUGCCAAGGAAGAGAUAAACACUGAAACCCCCUAUACCACUCAUGAUAUUUACAAUACUUUGACCAUAAUUCCAUCAGCCAGAGAAACAGAUGUAGGUAUCUCUCCACCUGAUCCUAAGACGAUUGUCACUCCAAAGCUCAAUAGUACCCCUCAUCCAACUGAAAGGACCAUUGAAGAAAAGAAGGACAACAUUGUAAACCUAAAGGAAUCUGAAAAUCAGAGUGAGGAAAUAAGAACACAAACUGAAGAAAAUGGCAGAAACAAGCAAGAUCUUGCAGGAGAGAGUGAGAGAAAUAUAACAGCAAUGGAAAGUCAAGAAACACACAAAACAGAUACAGAGGGCAGUGAGAAAGAUACAGAGAAAUCCAAAAAGGAGAGACUGGAUAGCAUCCGGUUAACAACACAAAACAGAACAAGACCUAACACUCAACCUUCACCAGAACAAAACACACCAACCCAAGCAAGAACUUCAUCUUCUAAGGUCAUUAAUUCACAUUCAACAAGAGGCAGAACAAAAGAAGAUGUCACACAGACAGAGGAUAAAGAUGUAGACAAGCCAAACACGAAGCCUGAGCUCCACAGUUUCCCAGAGCCGGUUCACCCCUGGCUCCAUCAGAACAGACAGGGAGGAGGGCAAACUACAACUCCCAGGACGACACAUACUAAUCAAAAUAGAAAUAUAGGAAGUCAAGGGGAAGUGAAUCCAGGCAGACAUUCCCAGGUUCCCAGAGUCCCCCCGACCUCCCGCUGGCCAUCUCACCAUCAUUACCAUCAUUACUACCCCCUCUACCCUUCCUGGCCAGGUCAAAGGUCAUUUUCUCAUCCAAGGCAAGGUCCUGGGUCAAACCCUGUGCCCACGCAUAGACCCUGGCCUCUCCCUCACCCCUGGGCUCAAAUCCCAGUUGUCACCAACCGACCAGAGAUCACAGCUGAAACAGUGAAGCCCACACCUACAGUGUCUGGAACAACAGGAAACUCCAGAGUGACACUCUCUAACCUUCAUCUGUCACAUCAUCGCCAUCAUCAAAAUCAUCAUGUGAAUGGCAGGACCCAAACCAGAGACCAACUGUUUCUAUCAAGGCUGAGAAACAGAUAUAGACAGGCGCAACUUGAUCGUAUCGCUCAGCUGGGAAGGAUAGUAACACCCAAACCUCGCAUUAGUUACCAAAAUCCUCCAUCCCUCAUUACACCUAAACCCCAAGCUCUGCCUCCAAAUAAACCCUACACCCCCAAACCACCAGCACCCACUGUUUCUGACACUUACAAUCUGCAACCUCCAAACUUUGCUAAACAUUCAUCAUCAUCAUUCUCUGGUUUCAUCCCGACCCCUCGUCCUUACCACCCUACCACCCCUGGGGUUCUGUAUGAAGGUCGGUGGCCUGUUGGAGCAGGACGAAUCAGCUCUCGGCGGCCCACAGCCGCACCUCCUUUCCCAUGGGUGUGGGGCGCUGGAAGUGGUGGGCAGAAGCCCCGUAUUAGCACAGUAACCACAGCUAGUGUGUCAGUACUAGCGGAAAGUGAUGUGUUCCUGCCUUGCAAAGCAGCAGGGAACCCUGAACCAAACAUUGCAUGGACCAAAGUCUCCACAGGGGCCACUAUCCCAGCCAACACCAAGCAUGGUCCCCGUUUUGAAGUCUUCAAAAAUGGAACGUUUGUUAUUAAGAACAUUCAGCUUCAGGAUAGAGGCCAGUACCUCUGCACGGCCCAGAACAGCUUUGGAUCUGAUCGCAUGGUCAUCACCUUAGCUGUCCAGACUCAGGCACCCAAUAUCCAGCUGCCUGAGUCCACAGAGAUCGCAGCCUACUUAGGAAAAAAUGUGUCUCUUGACUGCCUUGCUUCAGGAAAACCGCCUGCCCAAAUUUCCUGGAUCCUUCCCGACAGGACGUUUAUACGUGAAGUCGGGACUGUUCACUCUCCCCUUUCACCAAUAUCUCUUCUUCAAAAUGGAACCCUUCAAAUUCACUCUCUUAAUUUCUCCAGCAAAGGGGACUAUAAAUGUAUCGCAAGCAAUGCAGCGGGUGCUGAUACAAUAACUUAUCAUCUGCAUGUAGCAGCUCUGCCUCCAAGCAUCAGUGAAGGAGCGACUGAUACUGUGGUCAUUCAGCCAGGCAGGAGUGUGUAUAUCCACUGCUCUGUGAAGGGCGAACCAGUGCCUGCUGUGAAAUGGACACUCCCAGCAGGCGUCCAUGUCAAGCCAUCACAGUUUCUUGGACGCAGGCUCUUUGUUUUCCCCAAUGGGACGCUGUAUGUGAAGAGUAUUUCGCCAGCUGAUGCUGGGAGGUACGAGUGUCUGGCCACUAAUGCUGUGGGCAUUGCCAAAAGAACUGUGCAGUUGGAGAUGAGGGCAGAUUCCCCCUCCAUCUCCCACCAGCCUCCUCCUCUCCCUGUCCCUCCAACCCACCACCAUGGAGUGCCAUCCCGAAAGCACUCUGUCACAGCUAUGUAUGGUUCUGCUGUCUACCUCCACUGUCCAGAAUCUAUCGGAUCAGCAAGAGGGACCAUCUGGCAGCUACCAUCCAAGACCAUCAUGGAACAUCGAUACAGGUAACUUACUUUUAUAAAUUCCGAGAGACCAAUUAAAGUUUUCCAUAAUGGGACUCUGAGGAUACUUCAGCUAACAGAGCUAGAUGGUGGAAAUUAUCUGUGUGUCUUUCGGCCCAAUGGGGAGGACAUGGAGCUCUUCCAGUUGGAGGUGUUAAUGACCCCUCCCAGAAUUGAGCAUGUGAGGACUGCACAGACCAGGGUCACCUUUGGAGAAAACUUCCAGGUGGACUGUGUUGCAACAGGCCUCCCUGACCCUGAAGUUACCUGGAGUCUACCAGAUGGAACUUUAAUCAACAAUGCCCUUCAGUCGGAUGACAGUGGCCUUCGCAACCGCCGCUAUGUUAUUUUUGGCAAUGGAACUUUACUUCUCCAGCAAAUGGGCAAAAAAGACGAGGGUGACUACACUUGUUAUGCCAAGAACAAACUCGGCAAGGAUGAAAGAAAAGUUAGUGUCAAAGUGGAACCGAAUGCUCCAAAAAUUAGAUUUAAAUCACAAUCACUUAUUACAGUAAAGCUGGGAGAGUCGGCUAAAUUGAGUUGCCAGGCAACAGGUGACCCUACACCAAAAAUCAUGUGGAUCUCACCAAGAAAUAAUGUGAUAUCGGUGUCAUCAGACAAGUUUCAGAUCAUGGACGAUGGCAUGUUAGUAGUGAAUAAAGUAAUAUUGGCUGAUGAAGGGAAAUACGCAUGUGUGGCACGGAAUUCUGCUGGUGAUGAUGUUAAAAACAUAAGACUUGAAGCUGAAAUCCAGGAACCCUUUAUCAAUGGCAUGAAAGGGAGGAGCACCACAAAGGUUUUGGCUGUUUCCUACCAAACAGCACUCCUGGACUGCAGAGUGGGGGGAAAACCUGAACCAAGAGUCUGGUGGGUUACUCCUUACGGCCACUCACUUCCAACACCCUACCUAGGCGGUCGCUUCCAAGUCCACAGGAAUGGGAGCUUGGAGCUGAGAGGGGUGAGGAAAACAGAUGAAGGGAGGUACAUGUGUGUCGCUAAAAACAAUCUGGGUGAAGCCUCACUUUUGGUUGAAUUAGACGUGGCAUCAAUAGCGGAGAAACCAAGUUUUGCUGUUCCCAAUAUUGAAAUCUUACCAAUAAAGCAAGACAGUGGGGCAUUGAUGCUGGAGUGCCCUGCUCGUGGAAAGCCAAACCCAGAGUUUGCAUGGAUUUUACCCAAUGGCAUGAUGUUAACACCUGGUGUAAGAGUCCAACACUUCACACAUCAUCUUGGUAACGGAACUCUGCAGAUCUCUCAACCGGUUGCAAGUGAUAAGGGAGUGUACCGGUGCAUAGCAAAAAAUGUGGCAGGGCAAGCAGAGAAACGUUAUUCACUGGAGGCGGGCAGAAAGCCAGUGAUCCGAGGAUCUACAGGUGGAAUGCAGAUCACUUACGGCCUCAACCUCAAUUUACCCUGCACUGUGGAUGGCUGGCCCCAGGCGUCAAUCACAUGGACCCUUCCCAAUGGUCUUGUGUUGGACAAACCUCAAACCAUUGGCCGGUUAUCUUUUCUUGCCAAUGGGACCCUCCAACUCAGACAGGUCGCCACCUUUGACAAAGGAACAUACAUUUGUAAGGCCUCUAACUCUUUUGGAUCUUCAACACUAUCCUACCCAGUUGCAGUGAUGGUUUUCCCACCACGUAUCGCCAGUUCACUGACCUCAAUUACAAGAGUCAACCGGGGAUCACCAGUGAAGUUAAAUUGUGUUGCAAAUGGUAUUCCCAAGCCGGAUAUUUCAUGGACGUUGCCUGGACGUACAACGCUUGUUCCGCAUAACCGGUUUACAGUGCAAGGAGGGAUUCACAUGACAGAGGAGGGCAGUCUGGUCAUACAGAACCCUAUGCUCAUGAACUCUGGCAUUUACAAAUGCAAUGCUAAAAACGCACUUGGAACAGACUUUAAAUCCACUUACCUGCAAGUGGUCUGAGUGACAGUUUUAAUUAUUCUUUUGGAAUGUGUCACAGCAGAAUUAAGACUGGAUGAGGACUUUUCCAUCAGGAUUUGAAUAUUCUGCAAAAUAAAGAUACCCUGGAGAGAGACCUAAAACUGCCUGAUUGGCAGCUUGCCUUAAAACACUUUGCAAAGAGGUUUCCACGGAACAAUGUUUUUUCAAAUAUGGACUUUACAUACUUUGGUGAUCACCUUUUUUGUUUAUUUUAUGGUGCAUAUGUUGCAGAUGUCUUUUUCUUAUACAUUAUGGACCUUAAAAUGUAUUUUCACUUGUUAAAGUGAAUGUUAAAGUGUGCUUUGAACUCACUGCUCAAAGCGUUGUUUUUCCGGCCACGAAUUUUUGAUUCCCGGGAAAGGGCAUGACCCGCCUUACUCUGCCUUUCCUUAAUGCUAACCAAUGUCACUCCUCUUGCCUAAACCUAACCAAGCCAACCAACUAAGAUGAUAAGUACUUGCCAGUCAGAGGGAGAGUAUGCCUUUGCGAUCUUAAGGAAACAGAAAUUUGCUCUCUUGCUUUACACUGUAGAUGUAAUUUGACAUUUCCCAUACAGCAUUAGAAGUUGUAAAAUGUAACCUCACAGUACAAUUUUUCUUAAGCAUGACAAUGUUUGUUCUGCAACUGAAAUAACUUAAGACUUCUCUCUGGAGAUUGAUGUGUAAUGUGUUCCACUUAUAUAAUUAUUAUUGUCUUUGUGCUGGUAGAAUUACAUUUUACAGUGAUUUCAUAUCUAUACAGCAUUACUCACAUCUCAAAAUAGACACCUAAGUAAACACCAAAGAAUUUUUUCCCUGUGAACUUUACAGUAAAAUUUCACCACCUUACAGUUCAUUAACAAGCAGUACUAAGAAGUGGAGUGUCAUUAUUCUUGAACAUGAGUAUGUCUUUAACUAUUUUACUCAUGUGCUUAUGAUGUGCCAUCUUUAUGAACUUUAAGUGAGCAAUGACUCUUCUAUAAGGAUAAAAAAGGCACCUAUUACUGCUCUACAUUGUGUAUCAGUGAAUUAAUUACUGUAUGUAUCAAUGUCAU